This is a messenger RNA of Peromyscus leucopus (white-footed mouse), 2541 nucleotides long. It is a transcript of the gene Cblc, whose product is annotated as Cbl proto-oncogene C. Gene Ontology annotation, molecular function: calcium ion binding; SH3 domain binding; phosphotyrosine residue binding. NCBI's taxonomy places the organism in Eukaryota, Metazoa, Chordata, Mammalia, Rodentia, Cricetidae. Gene Ontology annotation, biological process: cell surface receptor signaling pathway; negative regulation of epidermal growth factor-activated receptor activity. Bases 63 to 1556 code for a protein of 497 amino acids. The transcript has 12 exons. The record is from RefSeq and is a predicted model, not a curated record. Gene Ontology annotation, cellular component: membrane raft; plasma membrane.
UCCCGCCCCAACCUGUAGCCUUCCCCGCCUCACCCCUCGGCCCCAGGCCAGCCUUGGCUGGGAUGGCAGCCCCGCGAGACCCUUGGCUGGGGUGGCAGUGGGGAGAGGCACGCGCGCUCGGCCGGGCGGUGAAGUUGCUACAGCGUCUGGAGGAGCAAUGCCGGGACCCCAGGCUGGUUAUGGGGCCCCCGUCGCUGCGGAACCUGCUGCCCCGCACCGCUCAGCUACUUCGGGAGGUGGCAAGAGCCCGGCGCGAGGCCGGGGGAGACCCCGAGGGUCCCGGUGGCGCUGGGGAUUUUCUGGUCAUCUACCUGGCCAAUCUGGAAGUCAAAGGCAGGAAGGUGGCCGAGCUGCUGCCAUCCCGAGGCAAAAAGGAUGCGAACGAGGAGGUUUUCCGGGAGGGCUCCAGAUUCAGGCGGCAGCUGGCCAAGCUGGCCCUCAUCUUCAGUCACAUGCACGCCGAGCUGAGCGCACUCUUCCCUGGAGGAAAGUACUGUGGACACCUGUACCAGCUCACCAAGGGCUCGGCCCACACCUUCUGGAGGGAGCGCUGUGGGGUCCGGUGCGUGCUUCCCUGGGCAGAGUUCCAGUGCCUCCUGUGUAGCUGCCACCCUGUUGAACCGGGCCCCACCAUGCAGGCCUUGCGUUCCACCUUGGACCUCACCUGUAGCGGCCACGUGUCUGUCUUUGAGUUCGACAUCUUCACCAGGCUCUUCCAGCCGUGGCCCACCCUGCUCAGGAACUGGCAACUCCUGGCUGUCAACCACCCCGGCUACAUGGCCUUCUUGACCUACGAUGAGGUCCAAACGCGCCUGCAGGCCUGCAGGGACAAACCAGGCAGCUACAUCUUCAGGCCCAGCUGCACCCGCCUGGGGCAGUGGGCUAUUGGGUACGUGAGUUCCGAUGGAAGCAUCCUACAGACCAUUCCUCUCAACAAACCCCUGUUCCAGGUGCUCCUGAAAGGACAAAAGGACGGCAUCUACCUCUACCCUGAUGGAAAGAGCCACAACCCUGACCUGACUGAGCUGUGCCAGACAGAACCCCACCAGCGCAUUGAAGUGUCCGAGGAGCAACUGCAGCUCUACCAGGCCAUGAACUCCACCUUCGAGCUGUGCAAGAUCUGCACGGAGAGGAGCAAGGACGUGAGGAUUGAGCCUUGCGGGCAUCUUCUCUGCAGCCACUGCCUGGCUGCCUGGCAGCACUCGGACAGCCAGACCUGCCCCUUCUGCCGCAGUCAGAUCAAAGGCCACGAGGCUGUGAGUAUCUGUCAGGCGCAAGAGAGGUCAGUGGAGGUCGGGACCACUGCAGAGGACUCCAGAGACAGCUCUCACCAGGAGGCUGCGCAGUGGAAGCUGGAGCCGGUGACUCCCUCUGCUCCCCCACUGCCCCCUGAAGACCCAUCCCCCAGGAGACCCCAAGACAAAGGCCGACUGACAGUGGCACCCCUCACCCUGCCCAGGCUCCGAGCUCCACUUCCUUUACCAAAAAUGGCCUCGGUCCUGUGGGAAGUCACCGCCAGGCCCCAGGCCAGGGAAGGGGCCACAGAGAGCUCCUGAAGGGAUGUACCCUCCGGCCGGCCCUAGGCAGCCCCGGUUAUGUCCAAGAUCCAGAGGCCAGGGCACCUGGACUGGAGGAAGGGAGCCCUGGGGCUCGAAGAGGUGAUGAAAGUGAAAUAAACUGAAUCCUGGCCUUUCGAUCCUCCGGCGUGUGAGGGAAACCCACAAUGCCACACAGCGCGGGGAGGCAGCUUGUCCCUGGGGUGGGGUGGUCUUCAGUCCUGACCCCCACCCCUUCCCCCAUUCACUGAGGAACCUGGGCCCCUCCACCCUGAGAUCUUCCCACCCAAUGGAGCCCCAGGCUCCCCCGUCAGACACGGAGUCCUACACCCAGUGCCCAGGACACAUCCAGUCCUGUCCCCCAUCCUGUACCUCUUGGGACCAGAUGCCCCAAUCCAAGCAUCUCUUGUUUGUUUCUUUGGCAGUUAGACCUGGGUGGCCACAGCCUGCUGUAUCCCUAUAUAGCCCAGGCUGGACUCGACCACAAAGCAUCCCCCUGCCUCUCCCUCCUGGGUGUGAGGAUCGCAGAUGAACAGUGUCACAGGCGGGUCCCCUCCUUUCUUCUCGCCCCUUCUCCCAAACUAGUGUGACCCCUGGUCUCCACAUUCCCCAGUGUUGUCUAGAGGGAUCAGGGUCCAUUUGCUGUAAGUUCAACCAGCCACGGCUGAGCCCCUGUCAGUGUGUCCAUCUGUCCACAGCCCCUCGUACCCCUCCUGCCCUGGGCCAUUGUACCACGUGCCCACCCUACACUGGAGGAGGCAGGCCUGGGCUGACCUAAGAUGGGCAAAGUUGCUUUGGAAGCGGCCAGCAGGGGACUGUAGGAAGCCAGAGGGAGGUGCCUUGCCUGACCUGGGCAAUCAAGGGAGGCUUCCCGGAAGAGGGGGCGUCGAAACUGAGAUUGUAGAGAAUCGGUGUCCCAUGGGAAGGGUGCCGGAAAGCUUGACUCACAGAUAAGUAACUAAUAAUAAUAAGUAACAAAAGCCAC